This is a messenger RNA of Cyphellophora europaea CBS 101466, 1335 nucleotides long. Its product is annotated as pantothenate kinase. The coding region runs from base 1 to 1335 and encodes 444 amino acids. The record is from RefSeq and is a predicted model, not a curated record. Gene Ontology annotation, cellular component: cytosol; nucleus. Gene Ontology annotation, molecular function: pantothenate kinase activity; ATP binding. Gene Ontology annotation, biological process: coenzyme A biosynthetic process. NCBI's taxonomy places the organism in Eukaryota, Fungi, Ascomycota, Eurotiomycetes, Chaetothyriales, Cyphellophoraceae. The transcript is spliced from 2 exons.
AUGACUAGCAUGUCAUCACUUGACACCGAUGCGGUUGCGCACGCAGUUCACGACGAUGCCCGCCCCUCUCGCGUGCCCCCGCUCGCAACUUCGGUCAAAAUCAACGUCGAGGGCGCAUUUAUUGUUGACGAAGAGAGCGAGAGCUACAGUCCUGGAGGCAAUUCUCACACAGUCAGCGAUCAUGUGCACUGGGAAAAGAAGGAUAUUCGCUUACCGCAUCAUACCGACGUUGUCAGCCACGUUGCAGUAGACAUUGGCGGCUCAUUAGCCAAGCUCGUCUACUUCUCCCGCGAGAAUGGAUCUGAGUAUGGCGGAGGCCGACUCAACUUCCUGACCUUCGAAACCGAUCGCAUCGAUCUCUGCAUCGACUUCAUACAAGAGCUUAAGCAGAAUCAAUCCAAGCUCAAUGGAUCUACUCCGGCACAGCUAUGUGUCAUGGCCACCGGGGGCGGCGCAUACAAGUUUUACGACCGAAUGAAAAAUGUCCUGCAGGUUGACAUUGUGCAGGCGGAGGAAAUGGGCUCCUUGAUUAUGGGCCUGGAUUUCUUCAUCACCGAAAUCCCGCAAGAGGUCUUCACAUACUCAGAGGAAGAGCCCAUGCAUUUUGCCGAGCCUAGAGCCGACAUCUAUCCCUACCUGCUCGUCAACAUUGGCUCUGGUGUUUCGAUGGUCAAAGUCUCUGGUCCAGCUGAUUUCGUCCGUGUGGGCGGCACCCACUUGGGAGGCGGUACAUUCUGGGGCAUUCUGUCCUUGCUGACCGGCGCCCGUACGUUCGAUGACAUGCUCCAGAUGGCAGAACAUGGUGACAACAGUGGCGUGGACCUGUUGGUCGGCGACAUUUAUGGCACCGACUACAACAGGAUUGGUCUCAAGAGCACAGCUAUUGCCAGUACCUUUGGCAAGGUCUUUCGCAUGAAGCGUAUGGCCGAGCGCAGUGCCGAGGAUGGAGAGGGUCUGUACAACCGCGAUCCUCUGGGACUCGGACCGGAUGAAGGGGACCACAGUGGCGGCGAAUUCAAAGUCGAGGACAUGGCUCGAAGUCUGUUGUAUGCCAUUUCGAACAACAUCGGUCAGAUUGCUUAUUUGCAAUCAGAGAAGCAUGGCCUCAAACACAUAUAUUUUGGAGGUUCGUUUAUCCGCGGCCAUGCCCAGACCAUGAACACCUUAUCUUAUGCCAUCAAAUUCUGGUCCAAAGGGGAAAAGCAAGCAUACUUCCUGCGUCAUGAAGGCUAUCUUGGAGCAGUCGGGGCCUUCUUGAAGAGACAGCCCAAGAAUUGGGGCAGACGCAAUAGCCUUGAGGACGCAAGAUUGACCAAGGUUAUGUCCCGAGAGUAG